AGGCGACUUCUCCGCCUACCACUUCCCACACAACCCCUCCUGGAGGCAGACGCCUGUGGAAGAUAAUCGCUGUGGUUUUUAGAGGAAAAAUGCAUCUUUUAUUAUCAACUCCAAGCAUUUUUCCACAUUACUACCCACAGUGAAGAGAUACUUUGUUUCAUCGGUGUGUAUAUUUUGCAUUCCCAUUCAUUGCAGCAGCGAAGGAGCUAUUUCAUGGUGAAUGGGUGAAGAUCUCUCUCCCCUUUUGUCUGCUCUUCAACUUGUCCCCCCUUAAAACAACAACAACAGGAGGUUUCGUUUCUGCUUUCCGGGUUAGACCCACACGGAAUGAAUGACAAAGUCAAAGGAGGUUGAUGUCCACAACUCCCCGGCUCACCUCCUCUUCGCCUCGCCCAAGGAACGGAGGCUUCACCUCCGGCAGAAGAUGGAAAGCGGAGGCGGAAGGGAGAGCUCGGACAGCGGCACCGCCGAGCAGCAGCACCCCCGACUGGACAACACGGAGCUGCCCGCUAUACUAUUAACCCAAGGGGGGAAGAAGAAAAUAAAUCGUGCUCCUUCACCGGCUAGACCCAAGGAUGUACCAGGGUGGUCUCUGAGCAAGAUCCGCGGUGGCAUUGGAGGCCCCAGCCUGAGUGUGAAGCCGGGUGCCAUCCACCUGGGGAGCCGUAUAUCCAGACGCAGCCCCAUCGGAACCUUGAGUGGAAAAGACAACAAAGCCGAAAAAAGUGGUGGGAAAUCAGGUGGGAAGUCUUCACUCUCCACCGCAUCUAAAACUUCCGCUACCAAGAUGGCUAAAACUAACAACGGAGUACGGAGGAGGGUGUCCGACGCCAGCAUUGGAUCCGACGACCUGUCCAAAGACUCUGGCUGCGCCCCUGGGAAGCUCUCUCCGACUGACAGCAGCUCAGAACUGUCAGAUUGCGUCUCGGAAGAGCACAAACUCUCCACGGACGCCCCAAGCAGUGACACCGAGUCGAAGAGCAGCCGGGGUGGUGAACGGAACGGAGCCAACCUCAAACAAUCCUCGGUUAAAAGUUCAAUGGAGAGAGCCAACAAGGACCGACCUUUUGUGAGUGUCGAAGCCGGAGAUGAGAGCACAUACCCGGCUGAGGAACGCUCCGUCGCCUCGGUGGACAGCCGGAUGCCAGCCAGCACAUCUUUGGCCUUCUCUGACCUCACUGAGGAGUUUGUGGACGGCAUGCAUGAGGAGUUUGUCAGGGAGAUAGAAGAGCUCAGAUCUGAAAACGAUUACCUCAAAGAUGAGAUGGAGGAGUUGAGGUCGGAGAUGCUGGAGAUGAGAGACAUGUACAUGGAGGAAGAUGUCUACCAGCUGCAGGAACUACGACAACAGCUGGAGCAGGCGAACAAGACCUGCCGCAUCCUUCAAUACCGUCUGAAGAAGGCAGAGCGGCGUUCUCUACGAGUGGCCCAAACUGGGCAAGUGGAUGGAGAGUUGAUCCGAACACUGGAGCAAGAUGUCAAAGUGGCCAAAGAUGUGUCCAUCCGUCUCCACAAUCAGCUCGACGGUGGUGAGAAGAAGAGGGCUCGUCUGGAGGAGGAGAACGAGGAGCUCCGAGUCAGACUCCAGGACUUGGAGGUGGCCAAACAGGUCCUGCAGCAGGAGAUUGACAAGAAUGCCCAGAAGAAAAGAGGCGCUCGACCAACCAAUAACAAACCUGACAAGAAGCUUGGUCCACAGCAGGAGGACAGCUCAGACCUGAAAUGUCAACUCCAUUUUGCUAAAGAGGAAUCAGCCCUCAUGUGCAAGAAGCUAACCAAGCUUGUGAAGGACAGCGAGGCCAUGAAGGAGGAACUGGCUAAAUUCAGGUCCUUGUAUGGGGAUGUUGAUGCCUCCAUCACCGUGGAGGAGGUUGCUGACUCCCCCCACACUCGUGAGGCAGAGGUCAGAGUUCACCUGAAGCUGGUAGAAGAAGAAGCUAACCUGCUGAGUCGACGCAUCGUGGAGUUGGAGGUGGAGAACAGGGGCCUCCGAGCUGAGAUGGAGGACAUGAAAGCACCACAAGAUGGGCCUCAAGAACUCAAUAUGGCUAGCGGGGGUCCAGGGUCAGCCCCAUUUGUCAGCGGAAGCGCUUCCUCGUCAUCUGAAAACAUCAUGGAACUCCAGAGGCACCUCCAAUUUGUAGAGGAGGAGGCGGAGCUUCUGAGGAGAUCGCUGAUUGAGAUGGAGGAACAGAACAAGCUCUUGAUGAAUGAAAUCAACCGCUAUAAAUCUGAACUGCCUCCACCGACAGCAUCCUUAUCUUCCAACACCGCGGUGGUGUCGCUGUCGGAGAGACUGCUCCACGAUGGAGUUCUUCACUCCGUGCAAGGGGAGGGAGCCGUUCUCAUCAGCCCGGAUGUUUCCCCCCAGCAGGAGGAACUCAGAGUAGCUCAUCUUCAGAUCGGAGAACUGAGCGGGAAGGUGAAAAAGCUGCAGUACGAGAACAGAGUACUGCUGUCCAACUUGCAGCGUUGUGACCUGGCUUCCUACCCAGCUCCUUCCUUGUCCUCCUCGUCCUUAAGAGUGUCACUGGAGACGGAUGAAGAAGCUGGAGACUCAGCGGAGUGUCUCCCCAACAGUCCACCACAUCGCAAAGAGCCGCUCGGGGUCGAGAACGACUCGCGGGGUGAUUCCGAGCACAAAAACAACAUUCCAGAAACAAAAGGCUCCCAGUUUGGCCUCCUCGGAUUAAAGGACCAUGAUGCUUUGCUCAUAAUGAGGGACCAGGCCCGUUUAGUUUCCACUGCGAUACAACUCCUGACUGCUCCGGAGUCCAACUGCCUGUCAUCAUCGACAUCCAUCUAUCACAAGGCGGCAGAGUCAUGUGACCUGGAGAAACCUCAACAUCACUGCCAGAUCUCCGAGCUUUCCGACCUGGCAGACCGACCUCUUGUCGGGGCUCUGACCAGCAGGCUCCAAGCCCUCCACGGCCAGCUGCAGGUCUUUGUGGAGCGUGUCGACAGCUUGGGUAAAUCCUCACUGGCCGGGGGUGAGAGCCCGCCUCCCUCGACUUCACCUUCCUCUAAAGACGAGCACAAUGCACCAAAGACUAUCGCUGAGAAGCAGAAACCUGAUUGUAGGGACCAGUCGCAGCCCGAGGUCAAAGGGGAAACGGACAAGGAAGGCCAUAAAGACGAAAGCAGUGAGACAGGAAACAAGUUCACAGAGGAGGAGACGGGAGAUGAUGCAUCGCCCGUUCAGUCUGGUGAUCCACAUGCCGAGUUGAAUGGUGAUGAGAAGAUGGUGGAGGAGCGAAAGGCCCAGAGAGACAUCACACUCAGACUUUCUCAGCUCCAGGGGGAGCAGCAGAAAGCUCUGCUCCGUCGGGACUUCCAGCUGCAGAGUUUGGGCUUGCAGGCUCGACUCCAGCAGAAGUUGUGGGGCCAAGAGAGGACCCUCCUGGUGCAGGAGUCUCAGCACCUCAAACAAGCUCUGCUCCUUCUCAGCCUCAAACUACGCUGCUUCAUCAAACACUGGAGGCUGGGCUGCAAGAAGGAUGCAGAGUGGAAAGAUAUACUGGAGAUAAACAACCUGAAGGACCUUUACCUUUUACUGGAGGAAGACAACCUGACAAGCCCUUCCCAUCGAACUGAGGAAAAGGCUGAUGCAGACGAACACACGCCUGACCCGGCAAUCAAGCUGAGCGCUGUGAGCAGCACCUUGGCAGACCUGAAGGUGGCACUGCAGGAUCUUAGCGGCGAGCUGCACCAGGAGCGACAAGGCUCCCAGGAGCUGACACAGCAGUUUGCCAAGGCCAAGGCAUCAUGGGAAGUGGAGAGGACGGAACUCAAGAGCCUCAUCACUCAGCUUGAGACCAAAACAGGAAAAGCUGCGGCUGUGUCCUUGUCUGAUGUAAUGGACCCGCCUGACCUGAAGGUGACGCUGAAGAGAGAGCGGGAGGAACACCAACACCUUCUGGCUGAGUCCUAUGCAGCUGUGAUGGACCUUACCAAGCAGCUUCAGAUCGGCGAGAGGAACUGGGGAAGGGAGAAGCUGGAGCUGCUGGAGAGGUUCAGUCAGGAGAGAGCUCAGUGGGAGCAGAGGCUGAGAGAGGCUAAGUUAAAGUCAUCAAGAGUGGAUUCCUCUGUAGACGCAGUUGGCACCAAUGCAACAAGGACCAAAUCCACAGCAGAACUGGACAUCCCAGACAAUCUUGAAGCCGUGCCUCCAUUCAUUGGUCCACAGCUUGGUGACUGCAACAAGAAGAACUGGACCAAUCUGAAUAACGAGUCACCAGAGGUCAGCAGUACCUGCAAGACCUGGGACGGACCCAGCGCCAGCAGCUCCUGCAGCAACUUAGCCCCAUCAGGACUGGAUCUGGAGUCGGUCCAGAGGAGUCACACCGCUCCAGAAAGCACCGGAAUCCGGAUCUACUACAGCCCCCCUGCUGUCCGCCGCAUGGAGCACCAGAGAAGAGCAGCACAGGAGGCCGAAAAGCUGCAAGGGAACCCGAGGAGAACGUCCACCUUGAGUGUCUCCGAGGCAGGCUUGGCUGACCUCCAGCAGCCCAAGUCCUGCUUCUCAUCCUCUUAUGAACAGUGGUUGAGCUCGCUGUCCAAGCAGCACAGAGAGCUCCUGGAGAGCAGGAGUGGAUGCGCUACAUCGUCUGUGGAUGCCGAUGUGCUCAACAACAAAGCCGCAUCCUCUGCUGCUAACGGCUUGUCUGAUGGGAUGACCUCGUCGGCGUUCCACGGCCUGGAAAUGGGGGAUAUUUCUGCUAACUUAAGCGACGACAUGAAAGAGAUGACCAACUGUGUACGGCAGGCCAUUCGUUCGUCAUCUCUGGAGAGAAAAUCCAGCAGAGAACUAGUGGUCGGCAUGUCCAGCAGGUCCACGCAGACGACCGCUCAGUGUGUCAGCAUCGGACUUCAAACCGACACCCUCCCCAGCAGCAGAGGCGCGGGUUUGCACUCCAAAGCCUGGUCUCCUCGACCGUCAUCAGCAACCACCUCGCCAUUAGCGUCAGCUCGAACUCGACAGAUAUCGACAUCCCUCGAUAAAGUUCACAGCCGAAUCGACAGACCCUGUUGUUCACCCAAGUUUGGCUCUCCGAAACUCCAACGUCGGGUGUCCGCUGGCUCCACCUCCAGGCUGGAUGGAGGUCCAACAUCCAGAGACCGCAGCCUGUGGAGCCUCCAGCAGAGAGCCAUUAGUGGAAGCGGAGGCUCAGCCUGGGCUCGCUCAACCACCACCAGGGACAGCCCCGUGCUAAGCGGCCUCACCGACGGCCUCUCCAGUCUGUUCAGUGUGGUGGAGCAUGCUGGGAGCACGGAGUCACUCUGGAGGGGUGAUGGAGGUGCUAGUCCAGCACGGCAUCCUCACGCUGCAGGAAAACCCUCCUGCGUAUCCAUCUGCGGCUCCGAUCCAAACACUCCACAGCGCUACGGAGGCCUGGUGCAGGACUUCUUCAAGAAUGUUUGCAGCACCCGCAAGGAGGGUCUCACCUUGCCAGGAGAGAGGCUGCAAAGAGAUGCUCUCGUUGUUGGAGACUUCAACUGCGUGGAUGAGCCCAAGCCAGAAGGUCUCGGAGCCUUAGCUGGACUUUGCGGCGGCAACGACAAUGUGAGCCGGAUUAUCAACAAGAGGUUCAUGAGACAGACGGCGGGGGACGAGAUGGUCAGUAUCAUGGGAGGAGGAAAGGAUGUGGUGGGAAGUCACAGCACAGCAGGAUAUGGAACCGAGGAUGGACCCUGUGACUGCAUCGUUCAGUCCUUCUCUCUCGCCAGACCUUCUCGAGUCUCUCGUAACUCACUGGGACAGUGCAAACACCGCCCGCAUGAGUCCUCGGCCUCCGUCGAGGAGAAAGGAGACACUUUGGCAGAGUGACACCACUUUUAUUCUAUCCAACACUCAACACAUUCCCUCCCAUCACUUCAUGUAACCACUAGCAAACAUAGGACACGUUGCUAUUCUACUUAUACCAGCAGUCAUACUUUAGUCAAGAAACGACCACGAUGGACCUACUAUAUCACCUCUGCUCCUCACUACUUCACCUUUUUACUUUUUGGUUAUUUUUUGUCAUUUCCGCAUGCAGUAAAACCACACAGAAGAUUAUUAAGACUAUUGGGGUGCGUUCACACUUGUUAUAUCUGGUUCCAUUAAAAGUAGGGAUGGAAGUAGGGACUGUUUUUUGGGUCCGAGUCAUUUGAUUUUGAGUAUCGGCCGAUACCGAGUACCGAUCCAAUACUUCUAUAAUACAUUUAAAAAUGAAGAAGAACAGAGAAACAGAUCAAUUUUCCACUUUAGCAGAGCAUUAGGCUGACUGGUCUUGGACUGGGUAAACUGGCAACCAGUUACGAAAGCUUCCCGAUCAAUAUAAAUACCAGUGUGAAUGAUAAGCAAAGUGUGCGCCGAGUGUCUUUUUGUAGAUUGUUGACCCGGACGUACCAAACCACAAGUGUGAACGCAGCUUUUAUUGACGAUUGUUGUACUUUGGUUACUUUAUUACAGUAAAUGACUCCAAAUAUGGGUACCAUUGUGUGACGUGUACACACAAUAUAAACAGAACCACAUCAGCUCUAAGAACUCAAUUUGCAUUCGUAUUUAUUUGACUACAGGUUAAAAAAAAAACCCAAAGUGCCUGUUUUAUUUCUAAGCUAAGCUAAUUGAAAACCCCAAUUAUGUCAACAUGAUGUCAUUUGUUAUGUGUCGUCAUUUGGCACCCAUGGGUGGUGGAGUUGAUUAAAACAACAAAUAGCGCUAGUGUGAAAGCACCCUCCAACUUUUUGCUUUUUCAAGCAUUUCAGCAAAAAAUAUUUACAUUUCUAGUGUGUUUUGAGUUCAAAUAUAUGUUGCCUCUUUUUUGUUGUUGGGGGGAAAAAAAACAUCCAAUAUGAGGAUAAGAACAGCAGUGAGCUUAUGUAUUUCCUAUGCUGUCUAUUUAGCUUUCAUUCCAUAUGAAAAAGUGCCUGUUACAUUGUCUCGCACCAAAACUGGACUCCAUGUAGAAAAAAAAAAAAAAAAAACCCAACAGGCCUUUCAUUUCAGUGACCAAGAUUGUUUUUUUUAUGCACAAUAAAAGCUACACUAAAGUACUGUAUAUUUACCACAGUGGAGGGACGACAACAACAAAUGGUUUACAGGAAUACAAUACUUUAUCUAGUGCACCUUUUAUACCAGUGUUAUUUCUGGGAAAUAUAUUCUUUUUUAAGGUUUUUUUUUUCCUAUUUAUCCAGUUUUUGUAAUGUUUUUUUUGAAUGGUGCUUUUUGGACCACAGCUACUUGUAGUGGCAAAUAACAUUGCAUGAGAUAACACUUUGAUUAAUCUCAUAAGUGUGAUUAUUGCCAGUAAGAAUCCACGUUCUUAUGAUGGUAGAUUGCAAACAUGCAUGUUAGAAAGUGUUGCGGUGACAUACCUCGAAAAGGUUGACGUCAUUUUUUCACAUCACAUCUGCCUUUUCUUUAAGAGUUUUAACGCUGAUUAUGUUAUUAGUCCAUUGAUUAAUUAAUUGUCACUUUUACAUCACUCAUAUUCACAAAUGAAUGAAUGGAAUUUUUUACUAGUGAUGUCACAGGUUUGUUUUUAUAAUAAUGUAUAAACAUUUAUUGGCGAUAUGUACAUUAAUUUCUUGCUAGAAGUUCAUAGUGUUAGUUAAUAUUUGGAUUUAAGCGGAAAGACUGACUGUAAACUAGCUAGGAAUAUUAUCGAUAUAAUAUGCUUGACUCCGAAAAAAAAAAAAACUGAAUUAAAUAAAUAAAAAAGGAACAUGAUUCUGGUGUAUCGUGGAUGUAAAAGUAAUUUUUUUUAAAGUUAUUAAUAUGAUUUUGGAUGAUUGUUUUGAGGAAAGCUGAAUGUCAACAGAUGAUCUCAAUGGGAUCGCUGUAGAAAUAUGUAGCUCUCUCCCUUUAUUCACCACACUUUCCUGAGUGCUAGACUUUGCAGCUGAUGGAAAAACACAAUUUGAAUCUUUUCAAGAUUAUUGCGAUGUCUGAUGUAGCUUGUAAAACAAAAUGAUAUAAACGCCCACUGUUUGUCAUAGACUUCACAAAUAAAUGUCGAAAUUUUCACAUGGAUUCAUUG
Messenger RNA from Doryrhamphus excisus (bluestripe pipefish), 8021 nucleotides. NCBI's taxonomy places the organism in Eukaryota, Metazoa, Chordata, Actinopteri, Syngnathiformes, Syngnathidae. The record is from RefSeq and is a predicted model, not a curated record.